This is a messenger RNA of Morchella sextelata, 673 nucleotides long. RefSeq lists its product as uncharacterized. The annotation marks the transcript as partial. Lineage: Eukaryota; Fungi; Ascomycota; Pezizomycetes; Pezizales; Morchellaceae. The transcript is spliced from 2 exons. Gene Ontology annotation, biological process: DNA transposition; DNA integration. Gene Ontology annotation, molecular function: DNA binding. The record is from RefSeq and is a predicted model, not a curated record.
AUGAUUCCGUUCAUCCAAAAAAAAGGGACAACAACAUCAGCUAGUAAGCGGGGCCAAGUCCUUGGAUAUGCGGCACUUACAGGUGAUAGGAAAAUGAAAUUGAAGGAGAUUGUUGCCCUAACAGGAGUACCCAAAUCUACCUGUUCGGACCUCAUCAAUAAAGCCAAGCAGAGAUCAUUGGAGACUGGAGACCCCGACCUUUGCUCACAGCAAAAUCUUGCCCCCGAUCCCACUUCAAAGAAAGGCCGCAAUAAAGUCCUAACAGCGGAAGAAGAGAGGAGAUUAAUAGCAAUCACACUCUCUGAUGCUACUCAUUGCCGGAUGCCACUACGCGAAUUGGCUGCUGAAGCUGGACUGAAUGUAUGCAUCAACACAAUCAAGAAAACACUAGCUGCCGAUGGUAUACACCGCUGCAAGCCUACAAAAAAGCCAUUGAUGAACGAGAUACAUAAGGCAAAUAGGCUUGCAUUCUGCCUACGGUAUCGACAUCAGGACUGGAGGGACAUUAUAUUCACGGAUGAGAGCUACUUUGAAACAAGCAAUCUACGGGAACGUAGAGUAAGAGGAGUAUUGAGACGCGUAGGGGAGAAAUUUGUACCACGGAAUAUGAACCGAAAGUUUCUUGGGGGUUCUACUGUCAUGUUUUGGGGUGCUAUCCUCUACGGAUAUGCAG